UAAGACCCAACAUAGUCCAUUGUGUUGCGUGCAAUUCUCUUGUAUAAAUUCUUCUAUAAACGUGUGGAGCAUGGUCUUUCUCCACACGCAUUCUCUCACUGAUCACCAAAAGCACGGAAAAGAUCAUUUUCACACUUACAACAACAACACUGCCACCGGGUCCGGAAAGAACGAUUACAACAUUAUCACAAAACAUGCCGCCCCAUCUUCCUCCCCAGAGUGAGGAGUCCGAUCAAGAAUUCUCGCAGACAUCCGAUCAAAAUAACUAUGAAGUAUCCGAUUCGCAAUCCGAUCAAGAAUUCUCUCAAGACCUCGAUCUGGAAAUCCGCCAAACCAAACGCUCCACCCUCCGCGCCCUCUGCGACGAACUCUACAACGACAUGUUAAUCCAGCGCACGCUCAUUAAACUCCACGAAACUAAGUUCAAAUCUGGCAAAGCCUUUGAAAAGCACUGCGACAAGACGAUCGAGCAAUGGUACAUCACUGCUGAUUUCAUCCGGCAUGUUAAGGAUGAAGGAGAUCUCAUGGAUGAGGAUGAGCUGGAUGAUGAUCUAGCGAAGGGUGAGGGGUUGAGGAUGAAGAAUAAGUCCAAUAGUAUGGUGAUUCAGCACCACAGCCGACCCACCAUACCGAAGCACAUACUCUUCAGGGAGCGGGGGCCAUCUAGCCAUCGAAUCCGGAAAAGGUCGUGGGAUGAUCGCAGGGCUAAGUUCGUCUCUCGUUUACGCCGACCAAAAUUCGGCCACGAGAGUGAUCCGAUUCGGACGCUCGGCGCAGUGCGCGGCAAGGAAUCGAUAGCUGCUGCUUCCAGUUCGUGAAGCUGCUAUUCGUGAGAGACGAAGAACUUACCGCUUAGCUAAGUAGUAACCUUGGAAAUCAGAUCAUGGGCUCAUACUUUGUGUAGAUUAGGCUAGAUGCCUUUAAUAAUCAACUGAUU
This is a messenger RNA of Mytilinidion resinicola, 937 nucleotides long. RefSeq lists its product as uncharacterized. The coding region runs from base 195 to 818 and encodes 207 amino acids. The record is from RefSeq and is a predicted model, not a curated record. NCBI's taxonomy places the organism in Eukaryota, Fungi, Ascomycota, Dothideomycetes, Mytilinidiales, Mytilinidiaceae. The transcript has a single exon.